GAGACGUUUUCUUCCACACAAACUUGUCAUUUUGAUUGAAAAUCAAACAAUGAAAAAGAAGAAACUAAAAACGAUACUACGAAGGCGACGAAUAAAGAGGAGAAAAAAUCAAGAACAAUCAAGAGAUGACUUUAAAGCGCUGUCAAUUACUUUGAUUCAAAAUGCAAAAUGGAAAGAAGCUCCAAAGAUAUUUUCGACAGUUCCGAAAAAACGGUCUUGUGCAGUCAUUGGAAAUUCUGGCAUCCUACUCAAUAGCUCUUGUGGAUGCGAAAUCGAUUCACAUGAGUUUGUAUUGCGUUCGAACAUCGCGCCAAUUUUAGGAUUCGAAAAAGACGUUGGAUACAGACACGACUUUGUUUCAUUAAAUCUUCAACUUUCACGGACUGCCACCUCUUGUUUAGAAAAUUCAUCGAAUCCAUGUUUUGAAGAAAUGUUGAAAAGGUUUAAAGUUUAUGGCCAAUCAAUAAUUUGGCUCUCCAAACUUUGUAAAACAUCGAAGGAAACUUAUCUCGGAAUAUUAUCGCAGCUGCAAAAACACAACAUAAAUCCAAAGACUGCAUACCCUUUCACGUCGAUUGGAAGCAGUAUUGAAAGGCUCUGGAACAUAACAAAUCCGUCGUCAGGUCUUUUUCUCUAUACUGUGGCAGCAUCGUUAUGCGAUGAUAUCUCCUUGUAUGGUUUCUAUCCGUUUUACACAUCAUCGGACGGUACGCAAUUAAAACAUCAUUAUUAUGAAAACAGAUCAAUGGACUACGCAAAAUCACAUCACAUGCCAGAAGAAUUCAAAUUGUUCACAGUUUUACAUAAAUUUGGGUUUAUUCGAUUGGUUUUAGACAGAUGUUCACAAGAUAGUAGGAGAUUGUAAGUCUCAGAUAAAAUAUUUUGAAUAUAAAAAAAAUAAUAAUGUUGUAUACAAUUCUAUAAUAUUUAUUUGUGAUGAAUGAAACUACUAAAAUAAUUAUUGUAAUUAAUAAGUUUUUAAAUAGUGGAAAAGUCCCAGGUAGCAAGCAAACAUGGGCCCAAUAUGGGAAAUGCAUGGGCCAAAAUGUGGGCCCCCUACAUGGCCUAUAUGGGAUCAAGCUGCCUGUGCACCCUAAAUCUUUAAGGGUUCCAUAAAGUUUGGCUCAAAUGCAAAUGUGGGCCCUUUAAAGGAUAUAUUUGG
Messenger RNA from Anneissia japonica, 1162 nucleotides. RefSeq names its product CMP-N-acetylneuraminate-poly-alpha-2,8-sialyltransferase-like. The transcript has 2 exons. NCBI's taxonomy places the organism in Eukaryota, Metazoa, Echinodermata, Crinoidea, Comatulida, Comatulidae. The coding region runs from base 50 to 865 and encodes 271 amino acids. The record is from RefSeq and is a predicted model, not a curated record. Gene Ontology annotation, molecular function: alpha-N-acetylneuraminate alpha-2,8-sialyltransferase activity. Gene Ontology annotation, biological process: N-glycan processing; oligosaccharide metabolic process.